CUGCGACCUUCUAGAAUAGUUCUCCUAGCGUGCUUUGUCCAUAUAGCAUCUUAGCUCUUUCUAGCACUAUCUGGAUCCAAUAUUUUUCGCUGAAAAAUUAGCCUUUCCACCAAAUACUCCCCAUCACCACAUUAUUUAUCACCAGUCACUACUGCUGCCCAAGUUUUCAUCAGUAUUGUGUGCUGAUAUUGAUACCAAUUGUCUAUUUAUUCUACUAAUUCCAUCAUUGAACCAAAUUGUUCAACAUUUCCACUGCUAGUAUUCAUUAAUUCAAGAUGUUCAAAGUGGCUAGAAUUCCCAGAGUCUCAGCAAGGCUCUUACCCAAGUGCAACUCCAUUUCGGUGCUUCGCUUCAACUCCAACCAAACCAAUUUCCAUCGUCCAGACAAGGCUGGUUCUGAGGACGCGACUGAGGCUGCUGAUGCUGCUGCUACGCUUUUAGCAGAAUUGAGAGACAAGCAGACCAACCCAAACAAAGCCUCAUGGCUAGAAGCCUUGAGAGAACGCGAAAAACAGAAAGCUGAAGGUAAGAUAUUAGACAGUUACAGCUAUGUAACUCCUGUGACCACUGAGAUCGGCGAAAAGACCAGAGGAGACUCGUUCACUUACUUGACAUUACCUUUUAAGGACGACAAGUGGCUUUGCGAUGCUUAUAUCAACGCCUUUGGAAGAUUGAGAGCUGGUCAGUUGUUCCAGGACUUGGAUGCUUUGGCCGGGAGAAUUGCUUACAGACACUGUUCUCCUGCAGAACCUGUUAAUGUUACUGCUUCGGUCGAUAGAAUUUACAUGGUGAAAAAGGUAGAUGAAAUCAACAACUACAACUUCGUUUUGGCUGGUUCCGUUUCAUGGACUGGAAGAUCGUCUAUGGAAAUCAGCGUAAGAGGGUAUGCUUUUGAAGACUCCAUCCCGGAAACGAUCACCGAAGAAACAUUACCCCAGGAGAACAUCUUCUUGACUGCCAACUUCACGUUUGUAGCUCGUAAUCCUAUUACUCAUAAGUCAUUUGCUAUCAACAGACUCUUGCCCGUUUCUGAAAAGGAAUGGAUGGACUAUAGACGUGCUGAGUCGCACAAUGCUAAGAAGAAGUUUGCUGCCAAGAAUGCUAAAGUCCUUGAGCCUACUGAUGAAGAAUCCAGAUUGAUCUACGAUAUGUGGAGUUCAUCCCAGGCUUUAAAGAGUGCAGAUGGCCCUCCACAAACAGGCGUGGCAUUCAUGAAAGACACCAAAGUCAGUUCGACUCUCUUCAUGCAACCCCAGUACAGAAAUAGACACUCGUAUAUGAUUUUUGGUGGCUACUUGUUGAGACAAACUUUCGAGUUGGCUUAUUGUGCUGCCGCUGAUUUUGCUUCUGCUGGUCCCAGAUUCGUUUCUUUGGACUCCACCACCUUCAAGGCACCAGUUCCUGUAGGCUCUGUAGUUUCUAUGGAUGCUUCUGUCUCCUAUACGGAACAUAUCCACAAGGGUCCUUCUGACAUUGAUGCCGAUUCUCCUUUCAACUUUAAAUUGCCAGCUACAAACAAGCUUUCAUCCAAUCCUGAGGCUUUCUUGUCUGAGCCAGGAACGUUGAUCCAAGUUAAAGUGGAUACCAAGAUCAAGCUUUUGGACUCUAGUUCUAAGGAAUCAGGUACUUUCAUCUACUCAUUCUUCGUGCCCAAGUCUAGCUACAAGGGUAAACCAGGAUACUCUUCUGUCAUUCCCCAGACUUAUUCUGAAAUGAUGACAUACAUUGCCGGUAGAAGAAGAGCUCAGGACACGGCUAAUUUCGUCGACACCUUACCUAAGUAACUUUUAAAUUUAUAGAACUCCAAUUAAUACAAGGCUACAUGGUACUCUUCUACUAUAUUUGUAGUGGAGAUUAUGGUGUUUUAC
Molecule: messenger RNA, 1868 nt
Organism: Scheffersomyces stipitis CBS 6054
Lineage: Eukaryota; Fungi; Ascomycota; Pichiomycetes; Serinales; Debaryomycetaceae
Exons: 1
Coding region: 276-1784 (502 amino acids)
Biological process (GO): acyl-CoA metabolic process
Cellular component (GO): mitochondrion
Molecular function (GO): fatty acyl-CoA hydrolase activity
Source: RefSeq, a predicted model, not a curated record